GAGGUUUGCCGAGCAUCACAAAAUCAACCCAUGAGUACAUGGUUUCACUGUCACAGAUCCCAUCUACACAUAAAGAUACCCCCAAAAAGAGUCGCCAGCUAAAUACAACUAAGCUUAGAUUACGCUCUUUACUCCUUUCUUCCCUCCAUAUAUAUAUGAUCAAAUCUUCAUCUCUUUCCCUACAUCAUACUCAAUAAACAUGGCUCUAAUCCAACACAUUUUGUUCCUUUGUCUCGCAUUGUUCUGCUCGACAACCUCGGUCUCCUCGCACAGCAGGCAUUACUCGACUCCGAGCGUUCCACGUCUAACUGACUUGUUUAACCGUGUCGCGGUGAACCAUAGCUUUUCCAACGCUUUUGGUGCACAUAACAUCAAGCUACUCAACAAUGGCUCCAUGGUGAAUCUCGCACUCGAUAAAACAUCGGGUUCGGGAUUGGCUUCGGUGGAGAAAUAUAGCUAUGGAUUCUUCAGUGCAGCAAUCAAGCUGCCUGCAGGCCUCACAUCUGGUGUUGUAGUAGCCUUUUAUUUGUCUAAUGCAGAUAUGUAUCCCCACAGUCACGAUGAGAUCGAUAUUGAACUGCUCGGCAACGAUAAACGAAUCGAUUGGAUCCUCCAAACGAAUGUGUAUUCGAAUGGUGUGAGCACCGGGAGAGAAGAGAAAUUCUAUUUCUGGUUUAAUCCGACCCUGCAGUACCAUUACUACAGCAUUCUUUGGAACAGUCAUCACAUAGUGUUCCUUGUCGAUAAUAUACCGGUGAGGGAGUUCCCGAACAACGGAAAAUUCUCGGCGGCAUAUCCCUCGAAGCCGAUGUCUCUUUACGUUACCAUAUGGGACGCGUCAGAAUGGGCAACUCAUGGAGGGAAAUACCCUGUCAAUUACAAGUAUGCCCCAUUUGUGACUUCAGUUACAGACAUGGAAAUGGCUGGCUGUACCAUAAAUCCUAAGCAGCCAGAUUCGUCUUGUUCGAAUGCCAGCCUUUCGGGCAUCGACCCCGUCGGUGGGCCCGACUUCGUUAAGCUAUCAAAUCAACAGGUAACUGCCAUGGAUUGGGCAAGAAGGAAGCUCAUGUUCUACUCCUACUGUAAAGAUACAUCCAGAUACAAAGUUUUGCCUCAAGAGUGCAAGUAAAAUUUACUAUUACUCAUAUAUAUAUAUAUAUAUAUAUAUAUAUAUAUAUACAAAUUUUUCUCC
Molecule: messenger RNA, 1192 nt
Organism: Hibiscus syriacus
Lineage: Eukaryota; Viridiplantae; Streptophyta; Magnoliopsida; Malvales; Malvaceae
Product: probable xyloglucan endotransglucosylase/hydrolase protein 33
Exons: 3
Coding region: 200-1129 (309 amino acids)
Biological process (GO): cell wall biogenesis; xyloglucan metabolic process
Cellular component (GO): cell wall; apoplast
Molecular function (GO): xyloglucan:xyloglucosyl transferase activity; hydrolase activity, hydrolyzing O-glycosyl compounds
Source: RefSeq, a predicted model, not a curated record